CAAGUCUGCGAGUCGGCCAUCGCUCAGGAGCUGAGAGCCUUCGUCCGGCGCGGUGGUGGUGGAUUUCAGUCGCGAGUUCUCGAGGAUGCGAAGAAUGAGGGCUGACGAUUCGAUUCCUCUUUGAUGGUGGCUCGGGCUACUGCUACUUCGCUCGGAAUCACGGCCGGGGGAGGACGAUGAAGCAGCAGACACGGAGUCUUGGAAGUCAUCGGAACGUCCGAUCAGCAGCCAAUGGCUCGUCCUCUGAAGACCCUUUCCCUGCAUUACCUGCUGUAUAAUGAUGACAGAACGGGGAUUGCAUCGAGUCGUUGAAUUUGGUGUGGUUUUGUAUUAGAGGACGAAAGGAAUCGAAGAGUGGCGUGCGUUGGGGAUGUGCGUUGCCUCGGACCUACGGUAUGAUCUUUAUGAGAGUUCAGGGGAUGGCGGAAGUAUGUCGGUUGAUCGAUCACAUAAGCGGCAAGAAGUAAUUCGUCUUCUCACUCCAGAUUCCCCGAGACAAUGUUCUUUUAGUGAAGUGAAUUUGAACUAUUGCUUGAGCUCCAGAGGAACUCAGAAAUCUUGCCCUGACGAGACAGCCGGGUGGCCAGUUCAUUCGUAUAUUAUUUGGAGAGGAUACUUGUGAUCUUAUUUAAGUGCGAGCCACCGCCGCAAGCUAAUCUCCCUAGGCGAGUGCACGGAGGUCAAGAUGCUGAUUCCGUUAAAAUGCUCGUGUGGCGAUUGUCAAGAGUGGGCGAUGAUCGAGCUUCAAGGUUCAAUCGAAAUUCAGCAGUCUGGGCUCCUGGAAAAGAUACAGGCUUUGACUAUCGGUACUUUGUGUAAACGGGCUGGGGGUAAGUUCACAUUUACUGUAGGAUAUCAUGAACUAGAGGGCUUGCAAGUCGCAUUGAAGAAGCCUCUACUCAUUCUGAAGUCAAGGACACAAGAGAUACAAGAUGAGAACUCAAUGGAAGUCGAUUCGACAGGAAAUGUGUCUAAACAGGAGCCGAGAGCGGAGCUGCAAGUCAUAGGCAUCAUAAGGCACAAACUUCUCUUCAAAAGCAGGCCAAAAGCCCUCAUAAGCAAACCCGAAGUGAAGGUGAAAGGACGAGUGAAGGGCUAAGCUUCAUCCUGCGGAUCGGGUGGAGAAAACACUUACAAAGUCUAACUUCAGAUCUUUUGAGGUUAGACUUUGUGUGAUAUUAUUCUUUAUCGGAGAUGUACUGAGACCACACCUCUCUGCCACCCAUGCAUGAAAGGUUGUUUAGAAUGUCGAUCUGGAUUGUUCAGCCUUGAGAAUAUUGGUUCAAAUACUGCCCUUCGACGUAGGUGGACCCAUAUGUUUUUAAGUUACAGACUCCUGGAUGCAUCGUUUCGCUAGCUUCUACCUAACGAGAAAUGUCAUGGUGUAAGCAACAUAGAGGGCGCGACAACCGCCUUAAAGAGGACAUGGCUCCAAAAGGAUAUCGAAACAGCUUCACGCUUUAAAGCUUCAACACUUAAAGUCUCAGCUAAGUCCAGGACAGAAGGACGGGACUGCCCGAGUCAUUACCUCUUGGCACCCCCUGAUGAAAAAGGCAGAUUUCAGCGAACAAUAUAGCAAGAACAACAGUGUUAUACAGUAUUAGAUGCGCGAAAGCUAAAACUGCCCUUUGUCCGUCAUUUUCGUGCGCACUUCACUGUCACUUUCGAGCACCAUCCACAUUACUUUUAAUAAAAUAAACAAACGAUCGAAUCAAUUCAGGUUUACAAGAGUCGAACUGCCCAGAGUGAAGCGCGUUGCAGCGAAGGUCAUUGGAGACGCUGCUGCUCUCUCAUCUUCUCUUUGCAUUCGUAAGAACUAAUUAGGAAGACAAUCAGCCUAGAGAUGACCUGAUAGCUGCACGAUUUGAAUUUCAUACCUGGAUCCGCCACAGACCAGCAUUGUUGGAGAUAACUUGGAGGACGAUCGUGCGUUAGCUGAAAUGGAGAACUUGAUAACACGAAACUUAUUCUAGUGUUCCACCAUGUGCUGAAAGAGGUGCAUGGAAUGAUGAGUACGAAAGGCGUCUGAGUAAUAUUCUGCAGGCACAGUUUUGGACUCCAGAUGAGGGUGCGACAGGCCCACGAGCAUGGCAGAGAAGAGAGCGCCCUCAACUCCGGCUAAGCAAGAUGUAGCGGGAGGUAGAAGUCCCACAAUGUCUCAGACAGAUACCGCAUAAAACUCUCAUAGGGGGGUUUACGGCCACUGUACUGCUGUAUUGAUAGUUCUAUAUUAUCAGUUGUAAUAGUGUAGGGUCCGACCAGGAUGGGUAUAUGACAAGUUGCCCAUGCAGUAAUUUAUCACCGAAGGUGGUUCCAUUAAAACGACUGUUGCACGGCAUCCUCCAGCAUGUCGGAAUCCACUUUUUGGAUAAAUUGUUCACUUGUCUAUAACUUCUGACCUACAAGUAUUUGUUGGGUCGGGAGGAU
Messenger RNA from Marchantia polymorpha subsp. ruderalis, 2427 nucleotides. NCBI's taxonomy places the organism in Eukaryota, Viridiplantae, Streptophyta, Marchantiopsida, Marchantiales, Marchantiaceae. The record is from the annotation of a GenBank genome assembly.